GUGAGAAGCUGGCGAGCCCCACACACGUGCACUUUGCUGCAGACACAGCACAUCACCUGCUGCGGGGGAAACCACAACACAACCGCUCCAGUGAUGUCCGCUACCAAAGUGCUUCUCCCCACAGCUACGGCAUGAAUCUCCCGUGGACAGCCAUCCCAAACUGCAUGAACAUCACAGGGCACUCCUGUGACCUCACAUACUACACCCUGGAACCUACCCGACGCUACUAUGCACGGGUCAGGGCCGUGUCCGGUACUCACGUGUCCCCGUGGCAGAGGACCAACUCCUUCUCUCCACAGGAAGCCAGCCUGCGCCUGUCAGGCCAGAGCCUUUCUGUGACCGGCAACAUCAUCCAUGUUCAGCUGCAGCUGCUCCUCAGGGUGGGGAACCUCACUGUGAAAUACGACGACAUACAGAAGCACGCGAGGCGAUACCGGGUGUACAUCAGGAGGGCACAGGACAAUCGGACGUAUGAAAUGCUCGAGACUGCCCCGGAGUUCAACAUCAGCAACCUCUUCUGGGACACAGAGUACUGCGUCAGCGUGGAGCCCGACGUGGCCACCCGGCACACUCGCACCACGCGCACCGAGGAGCGGUGCGUCACCAUCGGCAAGAGGAACAGCAGCGCAGAGCUUGUCCCGAGCAUCGCCUGCUCCUUCAUCACCCUGCUGCUCCUGGGCCUCCUGGGGCUUCUGCUGGUGUGCACCUACAUAAAGAAACCUGUGAGGCCACCCUCCGUCCUGAAGUCUUUCAUAAAGCAGAGCUCGCUCUGGAUGGAGCAGGAGUCCUUGCCCUCAGGCAGCCUGGACGCAGACCCCAUCCAGCAGCUGUUCCUCUGCCAGAAGGCGUCCCAGCAGGACCAGAACCCCAACAGCAGCACCAGCACAGCCCAGUUGCCCCUGGAGAAGGACUGGAGGCUCCCAUCAUGGCCUGAGGAUCGAGUGUGCCUGCUGGGGCCCAUGGGAAGCAGAGACAGCAGCUGCACCAGCACCGACAGCGGCAUUUGCCUGCACACCUCCUCCUCUGCACUAAGCUGCUCCUCGGGCCUCGAGCCCCAGGGCUACAGGCAGCAGCUGCCCAUUGGCGAUGACAGUGGCGUGGGCUUCAAGAGCACCUGCCCUCACCCUGCGCGCUCCUCCGGUAGCGGGAAUGCCAGUGUCACGAAGGCCAGCCAGUCCCAUGGAGGGGAGCUCGGCUGCUCCCCUGCCACCGGCCAGGACAGCCAGCAAGACGUGGAGUUCCGUGGGUACCUGCAGCAGUCCAAGGGUACAGUGGAGCCAAGGCAGGACCCAGCCAAGGGGGUGACCUUCUCAGGCUGUGCAGGGUCCCCACAGGGCGUGGGCAGCACUGACAUGCUGGAGGUAGAGAAGUGCUCUGAGCUGGCUGUGGCCAGAGGGUAUCUGAAGCAGUCCUCUCCCGAGCAUCUCUGCAGCUACGCACAGGACCUUGCUCCUUCAGCUGCUCAGGAGCACGCCGUCUGGGCCUUUUCCAGCCAGGUGGGGCCACAAGCCCCAAAUCUCCUGCGCUACGGUGCUCCCUUGGUCUCCAAAGCCAGCCAGCCCGAACUCCUGAAAGCUCCCUUCGACAUGAGCAUCUUCAACACUGACCUCCUGGGGACGCUGCCCCUCAUCUCCAGCCUCAGCACCAACAAGUGGCUCAUGCUGCAAAUCAACCCCCUGAACCUGCUCAACGGUGACAGCAAGGACAGUCGUCUGUGA
Messenger RNA from Apaloderma vittatum (bar-tailed trogon), 1718 nucleotides. It is a transcript of the gene IL10RA, whose product is annotated as interleukin 10 receptor, alpha. Lineage: Eukaryota; Metazoa; Chordata; Aves; Trogoniformes; Trogonidae. The transcript has 7 exons. Gene Ontology annotation, molecular function: protein binding. The record is from RefSeq and is a predicted model, not a curated record. The annotation marks the transcript as partial.